Cicer arietinum (chickpea) is the source of this 2046-nucleotide messenger RNA. RefSeq lists its product as uncharacterized. The record is from RefSeq and is a predicted model, not a curated record. NCBI's taxonomy places the organism in Eukaryota, Viridiplantae, Streptophyta, Magnoliopsida, Fabales, Fabaceae.
AUGAUUUACAUAAGGUUAAUUUAUCAAAGAUAUUAUCAUUAUAUCAAUUUAUUGCUUUUGACAGGUUUUCAGCGACCAUCUAAAUAUCAAUAUUCAAACUCGAAAAAGAGACGGAUGAUAAACACAGCACACCUCACAUCACAUUGUACCACUCUAUCUAACCACCAACCACAGGUUAUUUUUCCAUUAAUUUAUUCCGGCGGCGAAGACCAUUCACUAACUUUGACUUAUAAAGCGAUUACUCCAAUAAUAACAUUCAAGUUCAUAAAAGCAGAGCCAAACAAAACAAACCCCUAAGCUCUCUGCAACAAAAUUUUAAUUUUUGUGUUAGUCAUUGGAACGAUGACAUCCUCGGCUGUCCAACGAGUUUCAGAAUGUUUUAUCAAACCAAUAAACCCCAUUCACGAAUCAAACCAUAUAUGUUAUCUGACUACUUGGGAUAUUGCCAUGUCUUCUAUGCACUACAUUCAAAAGGGCCUAUUAUUCAAAAAGCCAACACCACCAAAUAACCAACAAAAUUUCAUCAAUAACUUAUUAGAGAAACUCAAACACUCCCUCUCUAUCGCCCUCUUCCAUUUCUACCCUCUAUCUGGUCAUCUUGUCACACACAAAACUCAAGACCCUCCAGCUUAUAACAUUUUUGUUGACUGCAGUAACAAUAACUCCGGAGCUAAAUUCAUCUAUGCAACUUUAAACAUGACUGUAUCUGAUAUCCUCACUCCGAUUCAUGUUCCACCGAUUGUUGAAUCGUUUUUUGAUCUCAACAAAAUAGUCAAUCACGACGGUCACACCAUGCCUUUGUUGUCCAUCCAAAUCACUGAGUUAUUAGAUGGUGUUUUCAUAGGUUGUUCCAUGAACCACCAUAUUGCAGAUGGAACUUCUUAUUGGAAUUUCUUUAAUACAUGGUCUGAAAUAUUUCAAGCUGAAGACCAUGGUGUUCCUAUUUCACACCAACCCUUUCACAAUCGUUGGUUUCCAAAUGGUUAUGGCCCACUAAUCAAUCUUCCAUUCAAACAUCACGAUGAGUUUAUAAGCAGAUUUGAAAAACCCGAGUUAAGAGAGAGAUUUUUCCACUUUACAACAGAGUCUAUUGCAAAACUGAAAGCAAAAGCCAAUAUAGAAUCUAAUACAAACAAAAUAUCUUCAUUUCAAUCCUUAUCAGCACAUGUUUGGAGAUGUGUAACACGUGCACGCGGUUUAGCAAAGGAUCGAAAAACAAGCUGUCAAUUAGCCAUAAACAAUCGACCGAGAAUGGAGCCGCAAUUACCAGAAGAGUACUUUGGGAGCUGUAUUAAUACGGUGAGUGCAGAAGCGAGUGUUGGGGAAUUGGUUGAGAAUGAUUUAGGAUGGGCAGCAUGGAAGGUGCAUGUUGCUGUUGUUGAAUACGAUGACAUAAAGGUGCGGAAGAUAGUGAAAGAAUGGUUAGAGUGUCCUGUAAUAUUCCAAGUUAAGCGUCACUUUGAUCCCUUAAGUGUUGCGAUGAUAAGUUCGCCUAGGUUUAAUAUGUAUGGGAAUGAAUUUGGAAUGGGGAAAGCUGUGGCGGUUUUGAGUGGAUAUGCAAACAAAUGUGAUGGGAAUGUCACGGCAUACGAGGGCCGGGAAGGAGGUGGAAGUAGUGAUUUGGAAAUUUGUCUUUCUCAUGAUGCAAUGACAAAUUUGGAAUUGGAUGAGACCUUCCUUAGUACCGUUUCUUUCACCAAUCCCUUUUAUGUAUCUUCGUCAUAAGAACAUAAUAUCAUGUUUGACUAAAUUUUUUAUUUUCAUUGUAAAGAUUUUAUCCAUUCUUUACAAUAAUUUAAUGGUCUUCAAAGAACUAGUUACUCUUAUCCAUAUCAAGCACCGAAACAAAAUAUAACUAUUAGGGCUAAAGUCUCUUCUUAAAGAAUAAUAUAUUAUGAAUAAAGUUCAUUCAAGUGUCUAUUGUGAUAACGAAAGUGUUGUUAUGCUUGCGUCAAACUCAAUUCUUCAUUUGAGAACUAAGCUUUUUGAGUUUGAUCAUUACUUCUUUCGUGAGAAAAUUCAACGCAAUGAAUUAGAUGUUCAUCA